Rotaria sordida is the source of this 1644-nucleotide messenger RNA. Lineage: Eukaryota; Metazoa; Rotifera; Eurotatoria; Philodinida; Philodinidae. The record is from the annotation of a GenBank genome assembly.
AUGGGUGACUACUCGAAAGCACUUGAAUUUUACGAAAAAUCAUUUAAAAUAAGAGAAAAAGCUCUGUCUCCUAAUCAUCCCGAUUUGGCUCAAUCCUACAACAACAUCGGUGCAGUGUAUGAGAACAUGGGUGACUACUCGAAAGUACUUGAAUUUUACGAAAAGUCACAUAAAAUCUUCGAAAAAGCUCUGCCUCCGAAUCAUCCCGAUUUGGCUACUUCCUAUAACAACAUCGGUUUGGUGUAUAACAAGAUGGGUGACUACUCGAAAGCACUUGAAUUUUACGAAAAGUCACAUCAAAUCCUCGAAAAAGCUCUGCCUCCGAAUCACCCUCAUUUGGCUACUUCCUACAACGGCAUCGGUGGAGUGUAUGACAACAUGGGUAACUACUCGAAAGCACUUGAAUUUUACGAAAAAUCACGUCAAAUAAGAGAAAAAGCUCUGCCUCCGAAUCAUCCGGAUUUGGCUACUUCCUACAAUAACAUCGGUGGAGUGUAUAACAACAUGGGUGACUACUCAAAAGCACUUGAAUUUUGCGAAAAAUCGCAUAAAAUCUACCAAAAAGCUCUGCCUCCGAAUCAUCCCUUAUUGGCCACUUCCUACAGUAGCAUCGGUCAAGUGUAUAACAACAUGAGUGACUACUUGAAAGCACUUGAAUUUUAUGAAAAGUCACAUAAAACCUACGAAAAAGCUCUGCCUCCGAAUCAUCCUCAUUUGGCUACUUCCUACAACGGCAUCGGUAGAGUGUAUCAAAAUAUGGGUAACUACUCGAAAGCACUUGAAUUUUACGAAAAGUCACAUCAAAUCCUCGAAAAAGCUCUGCCUCCGAAUCAUCCUGAUUUGGCUACUUCCUACAACAACAUCGGUUCGGUGUAUUACGGCAUGGGUGACUACUCAAAAGCACUUGAAUUUUACGAAAAAUCAUUUAAAAUAAGAGAAAAAGCUCUGUCUCCUAAUCAUCCCGAUUUGGCUCAAUCCUACAACAACAUCGGUGCAGUGUAUUACGACAUGGGUGACUACUCGAAAGCACUUGAAUUUUACGAAAAAGAUCUCGAAAUCACGAAAAAAGCUCUGCCUUCAAAUCAUCCCAAUUUGGCUACUUCAUACAACAACAUCGGUCUAGUGUAUAAGAACAUGGGUAACUACUCGAAAGUACUUGAAUUUUACGAAAAAUCACUUAAAAUAAGAGAAAAAGCUCUGCCUCCGAAUCAUCCCGAUUUGGCUACUUCCUACAACAACAUCGGUAUGGUGUAUAACAACAUGGGUGACUACUCGAAAGCACUUGAAUUUUACGACAAAGCACUUAAAAUAAGAGAAAAAGCUCUGCCUUCGAAUCAUCCCGAUUUGGCUACUUCCUACAACAACAUCGCUGCAGUGUAUAACAACAUGAAUGACUACUCGAAAGCACUUGAAUUUUACGAAAAAUCAUUUAAAAUAAGAGAAAAAGCUCUGUCUCCUAAUCAUCCCGAUUUGGCUCAAUCCUACAACAACAUCGGUACUACAUAUUUCGGCAUGGGUGACUACUCGAAAGCACUGUCAUUCUUAGAAAAGGCACUUCUUAUCAAACAAAAGUCGCUUCCACCAGGACAUCCUUCAAUUAAAGCAACGAAGGAUAACAUUGACUAUGUGAAAAAGAAAAUGUAA